GAUGGCCCAUUAACAGAUAAUAAUUGCCACAGAGAUAAGGAAAUCACUGCCCCACCCUUCAGCAGAUGUGAUAGAAUUCACAUUCCUGGCCACAUCCUGUAUUGCAACCCUUCUCCUUCCAACAGCUGCUGCUGGAUUUUAGAUGGAUGAGAGGUGGGAAUUCCCUUCUCUUCCUGGCACUGAUGGAGUUUCUCUUGCAGGUGAAAAAUGCAACCAACCAGAUCGUGAUGAACUGCGCCGACAUCGACAUCAUCACGGCGUCCUACGCGCCGGAGGGAGACGAAGGUGAGAGCCCUGCUGGGUUCAUUUCUGCUCUGGGAAUUUUCCAGGCUACUGAUGCUCGCAGAGCUUUCCCUUGCUGGGAUGAGCCUGCAAUUAAAGCAACUUUUGAUAUUUCUUUGGUGGUUCCCAAAGACAGAGUAGCUUUGUCAAAUAUGGUAAGUUUUAAGCCGUACCCCGACGACGAGAGCCUGGUGGAGGUGAAGUUCGCGCGCUCGCCCGUCAUGUCCACGUACCUGGUGGCCUUCGUGGUGGGCGAGUACGACUUCGUGGAGGCGCGCUCGCAGGACGGCGUGCUGGUGCGCGUCUACACGCCCGUGGGCAAGGCCGAGCAGGGCAGGUUCGCCCUCGAGGUUGCUGCUAAAACUCUGCCUUUUUAUAAGGACUACUUCAAUGUUCCUUACCCUCUUCCUAAAAUUGAUCUCAUAGCUAUUGCAGACUUUGCUGCUGGUGCCAUGGAGAACUGGGGCCUUGUUACUUAUAGGGAGACUGCUUUGCUCAUCGACCCCAAAAAUUCCUGCUCCUCGUCUCGCCAGUGGGUGGCGCUGGUGGUGGGGCACGAGCUGGCACACCAGUGGUUCGGGAACCUCGUCACCAUGGAGUGGUGGACGCACCUGUGGCUGAACGAGGGCUUUGCCUCGUGGAUCGAGUACCUGUGCGUGGAUCACUGCUUCCCUGAGUACGACAUCUGGACCCAGUUCGUGUCUGCUGACUACACCCGGGCCCAGGAGCUCGAUGCCUUAGACAACAGCCACCCCAUCGAGGUCAGUGUGGGCCAUCCCUCCGAGGUGGACGAAAUCUUUGAUGCCAUUUCCUACAGCAAGGGAGCCUCUGUCAUCCGGAUGCUGCACGACUACAUUGGGGAUGAGGAUUUUCGGAAAGGAAUGAACCUGUACCUGACCAAGUUCCAGCAGAGAAAUGCUGCCACAGAGGAUCUCUGGGAAAGCCUGGAAAAAGCCAGUGGCAAACCCAUUGCUGCUGUGAUGAACACGUGGACCAAACAAAUGGGAUUUCCACUCAUUUACGUGGAGGCUGAGCAGCAAGAAGAUGACAGAGUCUUGAAGUUGGUCCAGAAGAAAUUCUGUGCCAGUGGGCCCUACACAGGAGAGGAUUUCCCCAUGUGGAUGGUGCCCAUCAGUAUUUGCACGAGUGAGGAUCCCAGCUGUGCCAAAAUGCAGAUUUUGAUGGACAAACCCGAGCUCACCGUGGUGUUGAAGGACACCAAACCAGAGCAGUGGGUCAAGCUGAACCUGGGCACGGUGGGGUUUUACCGCACCCAGUACAGCCCGGCCAUGCUCGAGAGCCUCAUCCCGGCCAUCAAGGACCUGUCCCUGCCCCCCGUGGACAGGUUGGGGCUGCAGAACGACCUCUUCUCCCUGGCCCGAGCUGGAAUCAUCAGCACGGUGGAAGUGCUGAAAGUGAUGGAAGCUUUUGUGAACGAGCCAAACUACACGGUAUGGAGCGACCUGAGCUGCAACCUGGGCAUCCUGGGCACCCUCCUGUCCCACACAGAUUUCUAUGAGGACAUCCAGGCCUUCGUCAGAGACGUCUUCUCCCCCAUUGGGGAGAGGCUGGGCUGGGACCCCAAACCUGGAGAGGGCCACCUAGAUGCCCUCCUGAGGGGUCUGGUUUUGGGCAAGCUGGGCAAGGCCGGGCACAAGGCGACGCUGGAGGAGGCGCGGCGCCGCUUCAAGGAGCACGUGGAGGGGAAGCAGCUCCUGUCUGCUGACCUGAGGAGCCCUGUCUAUGUGACUGUGCUGAAGCACGGGGACAGCUCCACUCUGGACACCAUGCUCAAGCUGCACAAGCAGGCUGACAUGCAGGAGGAGAAGAACCGCAUCGAGCGCGUCCUCGGCGCCAUCGCCCAGCCCGAGCUGAUCCAAAAAGUUCUCACCUUUGCACUUUCAGAAGAGGUACGUCCCCAGGACACGGUGUCAGUGAUUGGAGGAGUGGCUGGAGGCAGCAAACAGGGCAGGAAAGCUGCUUGGAAAUUCGUCAGGGACAACUGGGAGGAGCUUUAUAAUCGAUACCAAGGUGGAUUUUUAAUAUCCAGAUUAAUUAAGCUCACAGUGGAUGGAUUUGCAAAUGAUAAAAUGGCUGCAGAAGUGAAGGCGUUUUUCGAGAGCCACCCGGCGCCGUCGGCGGAGCGCACGGUGCAGCAGUGCUGCGAGAACAUCCUGCUCAACGCGGCCUGGCUGCGGCGCGACUCGGACAGCAUCGAGCACUUCCUGCAGCAGCGCCUGCUGGCAAACCCUGGGAACAGCCAGGUGGCUCGAGUGGCAGCGGGGCUGCAGAUCAAGAACUCGCUGACCUCCAAGGACCCCGACAUCAAGGCGCAGUACCAGCAGCGAUGGCUCGCCAUCGACGCCAACGCCCGCAGGGAGGUCAAGAACUUCAGAGGUUUUGGGCAUUGGAACAGCUCCCCAUUUAAAAUGUCCUGA
Ficedula albicollis (Collared flycatcher) is the source of this 2720-nucleotide messenger RNA. It is a transcript of the gene NPEPPS, whose product is annotated as aminopeptidase puromycin sensitive. Gene Ontology annotation, cellular component: cytoplasm. The transcript is spliced from 23 exons. Gene Ontology annotation, biological process: proteolysis; peptide catabolic process; intracellular protein transport. Bases 147 to 2720 code for a protein of 857 amino acids. The record is from RefSeq and is a predicted model, not a curated record. NCBI's taxonomy places the organism in Eukaryota, Metazoa, Chordata, Aves, Passeriformes, Muscicapidae. Gene Ontology annotation, molecular function: metalloaminopeptidase activity; zinc ion binding; small GTPase binding.